UAGAGCGGCUGGGCUCACCCAACGGGGUGGGAGAUUGAGUUAAGGGUGUCUGGGUUGUUAUUUGUCGGAGGGGAGGAGGCAGGAAGGGGUCUGGCAGUUCCCCUCACGCAGCUUGCCUUCCCAGCGGCCCUGGCUUCCUGCGGUUCUUGCCUUCCCAUGCAUAAGGAUGCCUUAGAAAAGUACCAUGGACAAAUACAGCAAGGUGCAAAAAAUUGGUGAAGGAUCUUUUGGAAAAGCAAUUCUAGUCAAAUCAAAAGAAAAUGGCAAGCAAUAUGUUAUUAAAGAGAUCAAUAUAUCUAAGAUGUCAAAUAAAGAAAGAGAAGAAUCCAGAAGAGAAGUUGCCGUGUUGGCCAACAUGAAACAUCCAAAUAUUGUCUUGUACAGAGAAUCCUUUGAAGAAGGGGGUUGUCUCUACAUAGUGAUGGAUUAUUGUGAAGGUGGGGAUUUAUUUAAAAAAAUUAAUGCCCAGAAAGGUGUCCUGUUUUCAGAAGACCAGAUCAUGGAUUGGUUUGUUCAGAUAUGUUUAGCACUGAAACAUGUACAUGACAGAAAAAUUUUGCACAGAGAUAUAAAGUCACAGAAUAUAUUUUUAACAAAAAAUGGAACGAUACAGUUGGGCGACUUUGGAAUAGCUAGAGUUCUUAACAGUACAGUUGAGCUUGCUCGAACUUGUAUAGGAACACCAUAUUACCUAUCACCAGAAAUCUGUGAGAACAAGCCUUACAACAAUAAAAGUGACAUAUGGGCUCUUGGUUGUGUUCUCUAUGAAAUGUGUACACUGAAACAUGCAUUCGAAGCUGGUAAUAUGAAGAAUCUGGUACUCAAGAUAAUCUCUGGAUCAUUUCCUCCUGUUUCGACACAUUAUUCUCACGAACUCCGGAGCCUAAUUUCGCAGUUAUUCAAAAGAAAUCCUAGGGAUAGACCAUCUGUCAACUCCAUAUUGGAGAAAGUCUUUAUAGUUAAACGCAUUGAAAAAUUUCUCACACCACAGCUUAUAGCAGAAGAAUUCAGCCACAAAGCAUUCCAGAAGUUUGGACCUCAUGCUGGACCAGCAAAAAGACCAGCUCAAGGACCAAACCUUGCCACUGCUGCACCAGCUCAGAAAAUUACAAAACCUGCUGCUAAAUAUGGAGUGCCUUUAAUGUUUAAAAAAUCUGGGGAUGCAGCUAAAAAGUUCUAUGAGAAGCCUUUAAAUAAAUGUAGACAGGCCCCUCCACCUGCAGUGAAGAAAGGGAAACCAAUUGAAGAAGGGAGGAAAAUGUUUGAGGAUCCUGCUAAAAAGAGAAGGCUAGAGGCUUUUGAAAAGGAAAGACGGCGGCGUGAACAGAUCAGUUUCAUGAAAGCUGAGCAGAUGAGAAGACUUGAGAAAGAAAGGAUGGAUCGAAUUAACAGAGCCAGGGAGCAAGGAUGGAGGAAUGUACUCAGCACAAGUGGAAGUGGUGAAAUCAAGGCCCAUUUUUUUGGUGGCGGAGGAGCUAUUGUGCCUUCACCGGUGCCUUGUCGAGGACCAUACGAACACUAUCAUGCUAUUUUUGAUCAGAUACAGCAGCAAAGGGAAAUUAAUAAAGUAACAGAGGGGAAAGAUGCUGAAUCGAAAGAAAAACCUGUUCAAGAGCCUGCUGAAAGAGGGCUAGCAUCUGCAGUACAAGCAGGAGUUCCUAAUGGACCUGAUGCUGAUACAAUUAGAAAAAGAAUGAAAAGAUUAGAGGAGGUAUCCAGACAGGUCAAUGCAAACAGGCAAAAAGUAUGGGUAGCCGGAGAAAGAGCUAAACAAGUUGAGGAAUUCUGGCAGCGGAAGCGAGAAGCUAUGCAGAAUAAAGCUCGUGCUGAAGGACACAUGGGCACAGUGCAAAACCUGGCAGCUAUCUAUGGAGGCAGGUCCAUUUCUUCACGAGGAAGGAAAACGAGAAACAAGGAGGAAGAGGAAUACUUGGCAAGAUUAAGACAAAUUAGACUUCAAAACUUCAACGAACGCCAGCAAAUUAAAGCUAAACUUCGUGGAGAAAAGAAUGAAACUGGGAAUUCUCCUGUACAUGAUCAAAAUGAAGAAUUAGAACUAAGGCGGAAAAAGAUUCUAGCACUAAAGGAACAGGCAUUUGCCCGGGCUGCACUCCUAAAAGAACAGCUAGAGCGAAAGAGAAAAGAAGCCUAUGAAAGAGAGAGGAGAAUUUGGGAAGAACAUCUGUUAGCUAAAGGAAUAAAGAAUCCUCUGGGCAACAGAGCUGCAGAACUCAGUCCUACACACAGCAAGCACGAAAUGGGAGGUUCACCUACCAGGAUACCAAAGCCCAGUUCUCUACAAAUCAUCUCCAUGACAUCAGCUUUGAAAGAAGUGGGUGCGCAUUAUGUUCUGGCUUUAAAGGAUGAAAAUGCUGUGGUUGUCCAGGAAACCCCAAUGGAAUUGAAGUCUGAUGCUGCUAUUCAGAACAAGAGAGACAUUCUUCGAAGACUGAAUCAAAAUCUCAAAGUGCAAGAUGUGGAAGAGAAAAAUGAAUCCAAAGAUAUCUGUGAGAUAACUGCAGCUGAUGAAACUAACCCAGAGCAAGGAGAAAAUUGUCCAGUUGUAGCCGACCGAAAGAAAUGGGAGGCAGGGGCACAACUUGUCAUUCCACUUGCACAAUUAACAAUGGAAGAAACCCUAUUAGAGAUAGAAGCAUGUACAUUGGGAGAGGUUAUUAAGCUAGAUGUUGGUGAACCCCAGCGAAAAGUCUGGGGCAAAAGUCCGACUGAUUCAGUGCUGAAAAUACUUGGAGAGGCUGAGCUACAACUUCAGACAGAUCUCAUGGAUGAUCUAAGUAUUUCUGAUGAAGUUCCAAAAGAAGCUUUAACAGUAAGAGAGAACAUUGAAAUGAGAGCAGCUAUUCCUGUUGUUGAGAAGUCAGCAUCUGAAAUCAGUGACACAGAAAAGAGGCCUCAUUCACCCGACUUUAUCCAGUUGCCAUCCAAACCUGACCUGAUAGAUGAACCUGAUGAUCUGGAAGCAGAAUUGCUCGAAGAAACCAAAGAAAACAAAUGCAAAACAAAUGUAUUCCCUGUUGCUAAUGAUGCAUGGGUUAACGAAGGAAAAACAAAGGAACUGAUAUCACAGGAUCAUACUGAUAGUAUUCAGUAUGACAGUGAAGUUCCUGCUGCAGAGGAUGGAAUGCUUAAAAGAAUGCCACUCCAUGAUGAAGCACCAAUAGAAACCAAUGAUUCUGUGCAGCCGGAACCUUUUUUCCACAAGGUGGCACAGCACCAACCAAGAUUAGCAGCUUUUCCUGUUCUGUCAGCACAGUCUUCCCUCGAAGAUUCUCUUCCAACAAGGUCACGCUCAGUGUCUCCAGAAAAGACAAAAGGCAAAAAUGCAUUAUUGAUAGGACUUUCAACAGGUCUCUUUGAUGCCAACAAUCCAAAGUUGCUUAGGACCUGUUCGCUCCCGGAUCUUUCGAAGCUUUAUAGAACAUUAGUGGAUGUCCCCAGUGUUGCUGAUGUGCAGAAUGAAGAAACGCUUGAAAUAGAUGACAUGGAAGAUGAGCCUGUCAAAGAAGGACACUCUGAUUCUGAAGACAUUAUGUUUGGAGAGGCAGACACAGACUUGCAAGAGCUUCAGGCUUCAAUGGAGCAAUUACUCAGAGAACAGCCCAGUGAUGAAUUCAGUGAAGAGGAAGAAGCAACUUUAAAAGCUGAAUGCCUAGCAAAUGGUACAGAGGUGGAUGAGGAUGACAACAAUCCCAGUAGUGAAAGUGCCCUUAAUGAGGAAUGGCAUUCAGACAACAGUGACAAUGAUAAUGCUAGUGAAUGCGAAGAGUAUGAUAGUAUCUUCUGUCAUUUGGAAGAGCUAAGAUGUGAACUUGAGCAAGAAAUAGGCUUUGAAAAAUUCAUUGAAGUUUAUGAGAAAAUAAAGGCUAUACAUGAAGAUGAAGAUGAGAAUAUCGAUAUAUGUUCAACAAUUGUUCAAAAUAUUUUAGGAAAUGAACACAAGAACCAGUAUGCCAAAAUUCUCCAUUUAGUUAUGGCAGAUGGAGCCUAUCAGGAAGACAAUGAUGAAUAAUGCCUUGAUGACAUACUGAGUGAAAUGUAGGUGUAUGGAUUUUGUUGUGUAAAAUAGCAAGGUAUAAAUGAAAAAGAACUGUUUAUCAGGACUUACUAAUUGCAUGUAAGAGAUGGGAAAACAUGACACUCUUUGCUGAAAAGCUGUUUAUAGAUUUCCUUUGGCUUAUUGUUUUAUUCCUUCAACAAACAACUGAAAAGGCUAUGUUAUAUUUAAGACAAAUAGCAAUGAAUAGAAAGGCUGACUCAGAAAUGAUUUGCUGUUUGAGAGAUUAUCAUGUAUGAAUAAGCCCAUGUCACAUUAGCUGCUGUUUGUUUAAAUCUAAACAGUUUGAAAGAAUCCAAACUGAGGAGACCUUUUGACUUGGCUUUCUGUUGAAGAUUAUUUGUCAUUUCUCUGUAACUGUCUCCUUGAUUACUUAUAAAAAUGACUCACUGAAAUCAGUGGAACAUUUCCAGACAGUACAUGCCAGUAUUUAGGAUCAAGGUAUUUUGAGUAUUUUGCCUUUUGUGAGUCUAUUUGUGUAUAUAUAUAUACACGAGUGUACAUAAUAAUUUUUUAGAAUUCUCAAUAUUUUUGUCACAAUAUCUUUACCUUUUUUUCUCUAAAUCAAAGCAAAUGCUGAAUCAUUUUCAAGACUUGAUUUUAUUUCUAUACUUCAGUAGAAGAGGAUAAAUGAAUGAACUAUGAGAGAUUCUGCACAUUUUCUACUGUAAAAUAUGCCAGCUUGAGUGUGAAGAUUUAUUUCGCUAUAGUACUGUGUACUCAAACUGCUGCUCAUUUUUUUUCACCUGCAAUUGGGACCAUCCUAAGAGAGACUAAGAUCAAAAUGAAUAUAAAUGUUUUGUUGCUGCCCUUUUUGAAAGCAAGAUAAGUGCCAGCCAGAACAUCUGAAGGAGGGAAUAAAAGAGUCUUAUUGCCCAUUGCUUGCUUGAUUCUUAUGAGACUUUAAAUAUUUCUUAUAUGCAUAGGCUAUAUCAGCAAACUAGGUAAAUCAGCUGUAAUGUUUAACACAAGGGACUUCUUGUGGUUGAAAAAGCUGGUCUGUGUUCCUUGGUUAAUAACGCAGCAAACUGGAAAGUAUAAAUGUGGAUUCACAAUUAUUCUAGCACUAAAAUUUGAAGUUAUGUUUUAUUUCUAACAAUGCAAAAUAAAUGCUUUACUUUUGUA
Molecule: messenger RNA, 5200 nt
Organism: Anolis carolinensis (green anole)
Lineage: Eukaryota; Metazoa; Chordata; Lepidosauria; Squamata; Anolidae
Gene: nek1
Product: NIMA related kinase 1
Exons: 35
Coding region: 185-4030 (1281 amino acids)
Biological process (GO): protein phosphorylation
Molecular function (GO): protein kinase activity; ATP binding
Source: RefSeq, a predicted model, not a curated record